This is a messenger RNA of Daphnia carinata, 16181 nucleotides long. Its product is annotated as midasin-like. The coding region runs from base 96 to 15419 and encodes 5107 amino acids. Gene Ontology annotation, molecular function: ATP binding; ATP hydrolysis activity. The transcript has 18 exons. Gene Ontology annotation, biological process: ribosomal large subunit assembly; rRNA processing. NCBI's taxonomy places the organism in Eukaryota, Metazoa, Arthropoda, Branchiopoda, Diplostraca, Daphniidae. Gene Ontology annotation, cellular component: nucleus; preribosome, large subunit precursor. The record is from RefSeq and is a predicted model, not a curated record.
GGAUUUGUCAAGUCGUGGUUUCUUACUUCCUACGAAUUACAAUAUUUUGCACAAAUUGUACAGUUUGCGUUGCUGUCUCAUUGGGACAUUUUGAAAUGGGGGUUUCUUCAGAUGAGUCCGCAAAUUGCACUGAUAUGGAAAAACUAACCAAAUUUUCUGUAUCUGUGGCGUUGCGGCAAUUGGUAGACCUCGGAUCUACCAGUUCUGAAAUAGCUAAAUUAAACAGUUAUUUGGGUAUGCAAAAGUGGACCCCGUUCGUGGCAGAAAAAUGUUUGGAUGACGUGGCUCAUCUGCUGCUAUUUGAUAAGACUGGAUUUUUUUAUGACAUUGUUUGCAUAUUUUCCCCCAUUCUAAUUGAACUAGUACAACGAGCAUCAUGCAUCGAGAUAUCACCUGAACUGAAGCACCAUCUGAUGUGUGCUUUAUUUGGGAAACUCAUCAUCAGAAAUAAGGGGGUUUUACAAUUCAUAAUGCAAUACUUCAGAAACAAUCCUUCGCCAUUCCAGUAUAAGUCUGAGUUAGAACCACCACAGAAGAAACCCAAAACAGAAAAAUCAUGUGGUGUGUCAGAGCUAGAGCUUUGUUUGGCAAGCUAUAACCUACUCCAAGCAGCUCCAGAGCAUUUUAAAGAAAUGUGGGAUUGGUCUUGUUUUAUCAAGAAAUUUUCAAACUCUUCUGAUCCCGAAAUCAGAUGGCUGGUGUGUCAGUCGUUGGCUAAAUUGAGUAAUUUACCUGAAUUGGAAAAGCUCAGACUUGUCAUGCAAAGUGUUUCUGGAGAGCAAAACAGAAUAUUCAGCUUGAAGUAUUUUACCAAUGAAAACAAUUUUCAAGAAGAUUCCAGGCACCCUGUGAAAGAUGAUAGAAUUACGAGUGAAAUUAGUAAAAGCAUUCUGUCAAAAGCGAUCGUUGAUGUCGAAGGUGUUCUGCUACCCUGUUUCUCACAGGACCAGUGUAAAGGUGAGACGGUCGUCCCGGUGACUUCGACACGCAGUCACCUACAGAACUUGGCCCUUGCAAUCACGUCCAGUUUACCAGUCCUUAUAACUGGCCCGGUCGGAUGUGGGAAAACGACCUUAGUUGAACACGUGGCUGCACUCACUGGUCGAACCAUCCAUAAUCAGGGGCUUUUGAAAGUUCAGCUAGGCGAUCAAACAGAUUCCAAAGUGCUUCUAGGUACAUACCAUUCAACUGAUAUACCUGGUGAAUUUGUCUGGACUGCUGGUGUACUCACUCAGGCUGUGCGUGAAGGCCGCUGGCUACUUUUGGAAGAUAUUGACUACGCGCCAAUGGAUGUCGUGUCCAUGCUGCUUCCUGUUGUAGAAUCAUCAACACUUAAUGUUCCAGGACAUGGUGACGUUAUUCGAGCGGCUCCCGGUUUCCAACUAUUUGCAACUCAGCGGACUCACGGGCAGUUUGACGGGCAUGCCGUUAACGCUGCUACGAUGCUUAAGAAGAUGUGGCGACGUAUCGCCGUCGAACCGCUUUCACGCAGCGAACUUCAAACCGUCAUAGACUGCCGCUUUCCAUCACUGAGUCCUCUCACCGAUAAAUUACUGGACGCUUAUUACUUGCUCAGCGAAGAUCAAGCAAAUACUCGGAUGACGGUUAACGACCGUUCUCUGUCUCCUCGCGACUUCUUCAAAUGGUGCCAACGUAUUGCGGCGGAAUUCCGACUAGACAACACCUCGCUAACAUCAAUCACAUCACAGCUCUCCAUCUUUCAAGACGCGCUCGACUGUUUCGUCGCCUGCGUCUUCAACGGAGAGCGACGACUACAAUUGGCAGAAGACAUCGGUGCCAAACUGAAUAUGAUAAAAGCCAAGGCAGAAUUUUACUGCCAUUCGUACAAACCGGUUUUCAACAUAUCCGACGAGACAGUUGGUAUCGGACGAGUAUCUCUUAAACGUUUCAAGACACACGACACAGUUGCCAAAUCAACUUUUUCGUGGACAAGGAACUCUUCUGUACUUUUAGAACGCUUAGCUGCUUGCGUUCGACAGCUGGAAUCUGUCUUGUUGGUCGGAGAGACGGGCACGGGAAAGACUUCUACCGUGCAAUACCUCGCUCAAUUACUGGGCCACCGGCUCCUUGUCAUUAAUUUAAACCAACAGAGCGACAGUGCCGAUCUCCUUGGCGGCUACAAACCUGUCGAUCUGAAGUGGAAGAUAUCACCAAUCCGACACGAGUUCGAGAAGCUGUUUCAAGAGACUUUCAGCCUUCAGCAAAACACCAAGUUCUUGUCGCACAUUUCAACUUGUUUCGCUAACCGACGAUGGGGCGAUUUGCUCCGACUCAUGACGCACAGCCAACAAUCGGCUAUUAAGCGUUGUACUGCAGAAUUGCUACCUGCAUGGGAACAGCUCGGUUUUCAGUUGCAACAGCUUCGAUUGCAAAUUCGCCAUGCUGAUAGCGCCCUGGCCUUUUCUUUCGUCGAAGGAAGUCUGGUCAAAGCACUAAAACAAGGCGACUGGGUUUUACUCGACGAAAUCAAUUUGGCCACUGCUGAGACGCUGGAAUGUCUCUCUGGUCUGCUAGAAAGUCAUCAAGGAUCACUGUUCUUGCUGGAACGAGGCGAUCGGGAGCCUGUGAAGCGCAACCCGGGCUUCCGCCUUUUUGCCGCCAUGAACCCGGCGACGGACGUCGGCAAGAAGCGAUUGCCGACUGGACUCCGCUCUCGCUUUACCGAGUUUAUCGUUGAUGAGAUCACUAGCCCACAUGACCUGGCAACACUGAUCGGUGACUACUUAAGGGAAUUGAAUCUGACAGCCGUUCAGAUCGAAGGGAUCGUUCGCUUUUAUACCGAAAUCCGUGGGGAGGCGUUACGUAGUCUUGCAGAUGGAACUGGCCGCCAGCCACAUUUCAGUCUUCGUACGCUGUGCCGGGCCCUGGUCGUGGCCGCUUCAAAUCCCUGUGCAACCGUGGCCCGUUCCCUUUAUGAAGCCUUUUGUUUGAGCUUCUUGACGCAGCUGGACCGAUCGUCUCACCCCAUCGUCGAGAAACUGGUUGUCCGGCACGUUGUCGGCAAUAAGAACUUGAAGUCGGUCAUGGGCCAGACCCUCAUUCAACCCAAAGCUUUGUGGAAUGGCCAAACGGAAUCCAUUCAAGUCGAAGGCUAUUGGAUACCCAAAGGCGACCUGGAGCCCAACGAGCCCAAGAACUACAUUCUGACGGAUUCUGUCCGCCUGAACCUGAAAGAUUUGGUGCGAGUCGUAUCGCUCGGCCGCCUGCCCGUUCUCCUACAGGGUGAAACUUCGGUCGGCAAAACUUCUCUAAUCGGAUAUUUGGCCCAGCUAACAGGAAACAAAUGCGUUCGCGUUAAUAAUCACGAACACACCGACCUCCAAGAGUACGUUGGCUCGUACACGGCCGAUCCCACAACGGGGAAAUUGAUUUUCCGCGAGGGCGUUUUGGUCGAUGCUAUGCGCCAAGGUUAUUGGCUCAUACUCGAUGAGCUGAACCUGGCUCCCAGCGAAGUAUUGGAAGCCCUUAACCGCCUGCUGGACGACAACCGUGAGCUUUUCAUCGCCGAAACGCAAGAAACGGUUAAAGCCCACCCGCGCUUCUUAUUAUUUGCGACACAAAAUCCUCCCGGUGGCAAUUAUGGCGGCCGGAAGCUGCUGUCACGUGCCUUCCGCAACCGUUUCGUCGAGUUGCACUUCAACGAUAUUCCUCCUCAAGAGCUGGAGACCAUCUUGCAUCGUCGAUGCGACAUGCCGCCCUCGUACUGCAAGCGCUGCGUGGCCGUCAUGGGCGAAUUGCAGCUCCGCCGAAGAGGAAGCGCCGCUUUUGCCGGAAAACAAGGCUUUAUGACGUUGCGCGACCUGUUUAGAUGGGCCGAGCGUUACCGUUUGGCAACCACAGACCGUUCGGCAACGUUUUAUGAUUGGGAUCAGCAUUUAGCCGAUGAAGGCUAUUUAGUGCUGGCCGGACGUGUGCGCAAAGAAGAAGAAGCGCUCGUCAUCCGCGAAGUGUUGGGCAAACAUUUCAAAAGAACGGUGGAUCCGCAACAUCUCUUCACGUUGUCAGACAAAACUUCACCAGUUACGCGACCCAUCUUGGAAUCGCUCCAGUGUCUGGAAGGAUUUGAUCACCUAGUCUGGACGUAUGCGUUAAGGCGCUUAGCUGUCCUGGUAGCGCAAUCGCUCCGGUUUGUCGAACCCGUCCUUUUGGUAGGUGACACUGGAUGCGGUAAGACGAGCGUGUGCCAAUACCUUGCGGCACAAAAGAGCUGUCAACUAAUGACGAUAAAUUGCCAUCAGUACAGCGAAGGAUCGGAUUUUCUCGGAGGAUUAAGACCCGUCCGUAACCUCCAAGACCAACAGUCGGAAAGCGGGGCCGUAGAUCGUCUCUUCGAGUGGGUUGACGGACCGCUGGUGCUCUCCCUCGUUGGUGGCCAUUACUUUUUGGCCGAUGAAAUAUCGCUGGCCGACGACAGCGUGCUGGAGCGUCUCAACUCUGUCCUGGAGCCGGAACGCAGCCUUUUGUUGUCGGAGAAGGCAGGAUCCGGCGAGCCUGAAGUGAUCAAAGCUGCUGAUCGAUUCCGUUUCCUGGGCACGAUGAACCCCGGUGGGGACUACGGCAAGAAAGAGUUGUCGCCUGCACUUCGAAAUCGCUUGACUGAAAUUUGGUGCCCAAUGUCAAGGGACAGGCAGGACAUUAUUGACAUCGCCGAUCACAAUCUGACUCGGAAAUGGAUCACAACAGAAGGCGGCAAGAAUUUAAGCAUCGCCAUUUGCAUUGUCGACUUUGUCGAGUGGUUCUCCAAAUCGGAGACGGGCAGGAAGUCUACUGUCAGCAUCCGCGAUAUUCUAUCGUGGGUUCAAUUUAUCAACGCUGUCCAACUCGAUCCGGCCGCAGCUUACGUUCACGGAGCUUGUCUCGUGUUCCUCGACUCCCUCGGGAACCGGGCCGUCGUGGAAGAAGCCAUCCGACGUCUGGCAGCACCUUUUAGCAGCCAAGUAAACAUUGCGGCUUUGAUGGGCCGCUCUGUUUCGGGGUCUAUCGUGAAACUUGAUCAAGGACUGUUUGGCAUCGAUCCAUUUUUCAUUGAAAUCGGAUUUAAAUCGCCGAGUCGAAGCUCAUUCACAUUUCAAGCGCCUAGCACAUCGGCAAACCUAAUCCGUCUUCUGAGAGCUUUGCAACUAAAGAAACCACUCCUACUUGAAGGUAGUCCUGGAGUUGGAAAGACGAGCUUGGUGGCCGCCCUGGCUGAGGCCACUGGACACGAACUUGUGCGUAUCAACUUGUCUGAACAGACGGAUGUAUCUGAUCUCUUUGGAGCCGACUUGCCUGUCGAAGGAUCUGAAACGGGCGGCAGAUUUGAAUGGAGAGACGGACCGCUAUUGCGUGCCCUUAAAGAAGGUCAAUGGAUCGUACUAGACGAACUCAAUUUGGCAUCACAAUCCGUCCUCGAAGGCUUGAAUGCAGUUCUAGAUCAUCGCGGAGAACUUUACAUUCCCGAGUUGGGUCGUAGCUUUCACGUCCGACCGCAGAUGACUAAAUUGUUUGCUUGCCAAAAUCCGCUAAAACAAGGGGGAGCUCGUAAAGGCCUCCCCAGAUCGUUUCUCAAUCGAUUCACCCAAGUCUACGUCGAUCCGCUAUCGGAAGAAGAUCUCCAAUUUAUUGCCCGCGCUGUUUAUCCGCAAAUCGAUCCGGUCGUCAUCGUUAAAAUGGUCGAUUUCAACGAACAACUUGUCAAAGAAGUGACUCAAUCGGGCCAAUGGGGUUUGCGAGGUGGUCCGUGGGAAUUUAAUUUGCGCGAUGUUUUCCGCUGGUGCGAAGCGAUUCAAGCGAACCGAUCGACCAAUCCGGGCCAGUUUGUUGGUUUGAUCUAUGCCGACCGGAUGCGGAGUCUUCAAGACCGUGAAACAAUGAUGCACAUGUACGAGCGCAUUUUUGGAAGCGAAUUUCCGAUCCCUCGCGGUCAGGACCUUCACGUGUACCUCACCGAAAGUUGGAUCCAAGUUGGAAGUGCCGUUUUAGCUCGAGGGGGCCACAGCGGUGACUUAAUCGGUUGCCAGGAACUGUUGAUUCUUCAAAGAAACUUGAGACCCCUCGAGUCAUUGAUGCAUUGCAUCGCUCUCAAUUGGAUGACGAUCAUGGUUGGCCCGAGGGCUAGUGGGAAAACGAGCCUGGUGCGUUUGGUAGCCCAGCUGACUGGCCAUCCCCUCGACGUCCUGAAUACCAACUCGGCGAUGGAUACAACCGAACUUUUAGGAGGCUUUGAACAAGGAGAUGUCAAUCGCACGCUGGAAGAAUUGGCUGCGCAUGUGGAUGGGCUCGUCCGUCAAGCUGUCCGCCAUCGGCUCGCACAGUCUGUGAAUAAUCCGGCUGUUGUUUCGCUACUCGAAUCGUGGGAAUCUUACAAGAAAUUAUCGAUUGCCGGCCAAGAAGUUGUCCGCACCACCGUCGAUGAAGCCCAGCACGUGCAACGACGCGCACAGCUGCUGGAGAACGUACUGGAACAACUCUUGGACGACAACUUCGAUGAACUGUCGGCCAGCGCGGCGCAGAUAAAAUCAAAGUUGGACAAGGUUGUCCAGCAAGCCGUCCGAGGUGUCGGCGUGAGCAGCAGCGGAGGAUGUUUCGAAUGGGUAGACAGCAUGCUGGUCAAAGCUCUACGUCACGGACAUUGGCUGCUGGUCGAUAACGUCAAUUUAUGCAGCUCCUCAGUGCUGGAUCGACUGAACGGAUUGCUGGAACCUGGCGGACAUUUAGCCCUGAGCGAAAGAGGUGUCAUCGAUGGCAACAUCCCCAUCGUCAAACCUCAUCCGGAUUUCCGGCUCUUUUUAGCCAUGGAUCCGCGUCACGGCGAGAUAUCACGUGCCAUGCGAAAUCGCGGAAUUGAACUCUACUUGCCCGGCUCGGAAGAAGAAGAAUUUUCUGAUAACGACCUGGCCUCGGUCCUUUGCUCAGCCGGAUUGACGAACCUUUUACUCCAACAGAUUCUACUUCACUUCCAUCAGUGGCUCUGCCGCGAUUUGUUGCCCGUCGGCGACCGGCCCACUCUGACGGAAUUGGUUCAAGCCGCCUCGUUGGCCGCCCAGCGGUUGGAGAUGUUUACAACGUCUAAUCCGCUUUCGUGCCUCGAUGACACGUGCGUCGAGGUGUACAUCAAGAAUAUUCGCUCGCCGGACGACAAGGAAGCUGCCCGUCUCGUACUGUCGACCCUACUUCAAAGCGCCUUCGCCGGAGAAACGCAGACCGGCAAUUGCCCGGCUCCUAGUGCCUUAUCGACACGACAUAUUCAACUGUCGUCCGUGUUGGCUCGUGUCAGGCAAGCUUCGUUAUUGGUUCAGCAACUUGCCCAUACGGAUGCCCGUCAAGACGCUGUUUUGUUCCUCUAUUUGACGGCCAGCGGGAAAGACGUUGACUGGCGGACGGACUGCGUCGGAAACACGACGUCCCCUGACACGCUCAGCGUCCGGCUUGCAGAAAUACUCCGCGCACAGAUAACGAACUCCUCCGAACUUCCGUGGGAUCCUCGCUGGUUCGGCAACAUCUGUCGGCAUCAUUUCAACGUGGACGUCAGCGUAGAAGACGGGCAAGCUCUUCACAGCAAUCGAACAUCCCUGGCUUUGUUUUGGGCAGCCUGGAACGCGUCCAGGAACGAGAUUGCUCAUACGCAAGGGCGUACGUUAGCCGCACUCAGCCGUGCCAUCGAGGCUGGAACGCUGGCCGAAGAAGCUGCGCCGGAUCAGAUUUUAGUGUCCAUUCCGCGGUUCUUAAGUCGGCUGGAUGAAGUCGUUCAGCGGCUGCUCUCCUCCGCCCAAGUUCAACUCACCAACAAAGACUGGGCAGAUUUAAUGGAGGCCGUCGAAAUGAGACGACACAUGCUGGACGUUGAGGCGCUCUCUGUCGAUGGCGACGAGCUGGAAACGACUCUAUCUCGCAUAGCUCAGUACUGGUCGUGGCUGUUGAAACGGACAGUGCCCGUCAUUUCGGCUUUGCUUCAACGUUUCCCCGUGGCUUCGUUGGACGUGCCCGUCGAAGUGGAGCGCAGCCAAGCCGUCGUGCUAUCUCGUCGUUUGCGACGUUGGCUGGAUCAGCGCGUUGAACCGUUUGUGGACGAGGAUCAUUCACGGAGAGCGCGUCUAAUUGCAUCCAUUUUGGCAAGUUGCUGUCUGCCAGCCGUUGUCGUGUCCGCCCAAGGUUCGCAGUUAGUGCGCGGCGUUGGCCGUCUCAUUCGCGAAGGCGAUAUUGACGCGUUGGCGCAACUGGAACGUGAAUUGAAUCGCAUUUCGCUGGAAGCGGUGAAGACAGAUGACGCUGCUCAAUUACACGUUCUGUCACUGGUGGAUCACGUCGCCAUGUUGGGACAUUAUCGCCAGCCCGGCGACACGCUCUGCGGAUUGGUAUCAGCUGGAGGGAGCGGAAGCGCGGCAUUAUUCCAGGCCGGCCCUCUACCGUGGAUCGAGUCGCAUCUGGCCCAUUGGGAAAUUGUAACGAGGAUGUCGUGGAGCCGUCGCCAACAAUGUCAGGCCGUUUCGCCCCUCUUUUCUGCCACGGCUGCCAACGUGAUUGAAGGAGACGGACAAGUUGCUCUCGGCCAGUCGGAAGAGAAACGGGCUCGAUUGAAGAUGCUGAAAGAAGUCUUGUGGAUCAACGCUGACAAGCUGCAAAGGCCCGACUUCGAUCCGAUGUUGAACGAUCAUCGUCUGGCCGUCCAAUCCAUUCAACAGCUGAUUGAAGGCGUGUGUCACGCGCUGCGCGUUGCCGUAUCGACCGACGUGAACUCCUGGAACGGGUCGGGAGUCCAUUCGUCAGUCGUUGAAAUAGUGAAACGGGCCAGCGAUUACGUCGAAAACCCGUGCGACGUGGGAUCGCUUUGGCUCGUGCAAGGCCUGGCCCGUUGUUUGCUUUUGUCGGCGGGCGACCAAGUGGAUCCGGUGGAGAAGCGCAAACUCAAGGCGGCGCUCAGACGCCGGCAAGCGGACAGAGUCCAUCAAUUUUUACGAGUUCACGGAUUGCACCAUCAACUGAUCGUUGGCGGUGAGUUGAUGAUCGAUACUCAACACCCGCACGUCCGCCACUUUGCCGGCCUUAAAGAACGGCUGGACGUCAAACUGGAAGAAGAGCGGACGCGUAAACCCACGUGGCGUCCUGAGUUAUCGCUGUUUCAGCAACUUGUCAAAGACAUUCGCCACUACGUGAACUCGGUAGCCUCGCCGCAGUCGGUCACGGCCCUUCACGACAAACUGCGUGAAUUUCAAAGCGGCCGCGACGCGUCCGCCAUGAUCAUUUCUCAAGCCGAAUUGUGGCUGGCUGCCCAGCGCAGUUUUUAUCAAUCGCUCAAGAAUAAAUACGUUGACUAUCCCGAUAUGAUCGUUCCCGUCUUGGCCGGCAUCGCGCAAAUGAUGCACGGCGCCGAGUUGCUCGUGAGGAACGUGAAAGCCGCAGCCUGGAGGACGGACUUUGGUGACGACAAUCCCGAUUGGAGCGAUUCGAUUGCCGACCUUUUCGAUCGGCCGUCUCGGCUGGCGGCCGAACAGCCCGCUGGCGUGGUGGCCCUAGCGCAGCUCUGCACGUCGGCCGGAGUCGGCCGCCUCUUUGACUUUGUGUUUGAGAAUGCGUCGGAGCGGAACGAGAACAAGAAGACGUUACUCUUCUCCGCUCUGAAAGACAUUGAACGCUACACUUUCCACGCCCGGCGGAUCGAUCGGCAAGCCUGGAGCACGCAGACGGCCAUCCUCGACGCGCUCGUGUCGUCUUGGGCCGCCGCGGAAGAGCGCCGGAAGCAGCGCGAGCUGGAAAAAGAGAGCCUCUACAAGAGCCGGACGGUGCACCAUGAAGGAGAAGUCAACGAUGCCGAGGCGGAGAAACGGGCCCUGGAACAGUUUUUCCCGUCUUACGAGUCGGAAUUCAACGAGGACAAUGGUGGGGGGGCCGUUGCCAUGGAAACGGACCAGCAGGAGGAGGGUGAUUUGCACGAUUUCCAGCUCACUCCGCAAGACCAGCAUUUCAUCUGCGAACGACACGUGUCCUUGUUACUCAGCUGGGCGCGUUCCAUCUUCGUGAGCGCGUCGGACGCGGAGUCGGCCGCCUCACCUUCGUCCGCCGGAGGCUUUUCGAUGCGUUACCCACUGCUGGGCCGCAUUACGGCAACUCUUGAGCCCUGUUUGAGUACGCAAUUCGAUCGUCGGCUAAUCGGAGCCCAUCUGAUCUUUUUGGAACAUGUGCUGAGGAACGGACAAACAGAAGGUGGUUCUAGCGACAAAUUCGACUUUUACUACGAUCCGCGCGUCGACGAAGCCGUCCAAUGCCGACCCGUCCUGGAACACUUGCGAUUAAGGAUCGCCGACCUCCUGAACCAGUGGCCGGGCCACGCGACGCUGCUGGACGUGUCGAAAUUGAUCGAUCGGAUCCUCUCGUUCGCCGUCGACAGUCCCAUCAUGAAACUGGUGACGGGCCUGGAGAUGUUGCUCACCAAAUGCCACGAAUGGGAAGCCAAUGCCCAUCGAGGUGUCUCCAUCAGCGAAGAUAUUCACGCCCUGUCGCGUCUCAUAUUACGCUGGCGGACCCUCGAGCUCGACGGCUGGAAGUUGUGCCUCGACAACGUUGAGAAGCGGGCGGCAGGUACGGCGUGCAAGUAUUGGUUCCAUCUCUAUUCGACCAUCACGUCGUUGCUGAAUGACGAUACGGCCAUGGCCGACUUGACACCCAUCCAAUCGACGUUGCGCCAGUUCAUGGAAAGCGCCACGCUCGGCCAAUAUGACAUGCGCUUGCGGAUGCUGAGAGCGUUCGCGUGUCACGUCGCUCUCUCUGGCCGGCACGAUCCGCUUUUGCGCCUAUUAUGGCACGCCGUCCUCUUUUACGGCCAAUUCUUGCCGCUCGUUGUGAAACGGAAGACUUCCCUACGACAACCCAUCGAUAAGAAAGUCAAAGAUUUCAUCAAGAUUAUGCGCUGGAACGAUAUCAAUUAUUACGCGCUCAAAGAAGCCGUCCACAAAGCGCACGGCACUCUGCACAAGCACAUGAAGGAGUGGCGCGACGUGCUGGAACAGCCCGCCAGAACCGUGCUGAGCGAGCCGGGCGUCGAACUGGAAGCAGAAAAUGUUCCAGCGCUCGUACCUAUUGCUGUGGAGCCUUUCAUUGGCAACGCCCAGUCGAUGGCCGGCUUUGAUGCUGUACCGCUGGCCGAACAUUUAGUCCUUUCUCGGCUGCCCAGCCUUUACGCCAAGAGUUUGAAUCUGUGCGGCAAGACUCUACGCAAAUCGCCGUUCCAGCGGCGAAUCCAGGCCGUGGACGAUUUAGUCGGAACGGUCAUCAGCUCCGUCAAUCAGCUGCAACGAUUGAAGAUCAUCAGCAGCGGGGCGGACAAGGAGCGCCAGAAGAACGAAGCCAAAGCCAUCAGCAUGCGGAAGAGGAAGUCUCUGUUCCAGCUCUUCCGCACCUUGCAGCAGCUGGGCGUUUCCUAUCGCAAAGGCACGUUUCUCUUUAGUCAAGACAAAGGAUUGUCAUCUCUCGAGAUCGUCUUGCCCAUCCUGGACGUGGAGGCCAGCUUAGAACACUUGCCGGAACGCCCAUCUCAUUGCGCCAUUCGAAACGCGUGGAAUAAAGGGCCGCAUUACUACACGCGUUGUCUUGCGCGUUUGGCCAUUUCGGCCAGAUUGCUGGAGAAGCCAUCGUCUGAACUUGGCCCGUCCACCGUGGAACGCCUCAAAGGAUUCGCGGCGCAAUUUAUGAACGUCGUACAAGACCAGUGGACGAAAUGCUCCGAAACGCUGGACAAACUGGUCCACUUGCGCAUGCUAACGGCUCAAUUGAACGGCUUCCGGUCUUCUGUUGAGCCUGUUCCAGAAUCUUGUGUGGUCGUGAACGACCUGGAUCAUCUCUGGCAGCUCGUAGUGGAUGCGCUAGCCGUCCUGGAAGAAUUUGAAUCGUUGAUGAAAGCGUGUCCGUCUGGAGUAUUCGACGUCGUUCAGCUUCGGCUCGAAGAUGGUACUACUAAACCUGUGACGAAGGAGGUGGCCUCAUCUCUUUUGUCUUUAAAAGCCCAGCUGGCCAGCAAGAUGAUGGUAGUGCGUCAAGACCUGGAGAAACAGUUUCAUCUGUACCGGAUCGCAUCCACCUCUUCGUGGCUGUUCAGCAGCGAUCAGUGGCAUUGCAUCAUCCGUGGCUUCAAAACGAUCGACGAAACGCAGAGUCUACUGGAACAGAUGGUUGCGGUUGCAGGUCCGCAGAACUUUGGCUCUUCGCUGGAACAUCUUAGACGCAGGUUCAACGCCGCCGUUCAAGGCUUUCAAUCGCAGAACAUCUCCAGACCGAGUAGGGAUUCCAGGAUCGAAGCAGCGGAUGUGGACAAACUCUGUCAGUCCGUCCUUCAUGGAAUUCAAGAAAUCUACAAGAAAUACAACGAGACGGACGAACCGAAAGCCGAAGAAGACGAUGACUUCGAAGUGGAUCACUUGACAUCGAAAUUGAUAUCGGAAAUGGAAACGGACUUGUCCAAAAUGCUGAGGCUGGAUGGAACGAUGGCCGAGAUGUCACGUCUCGUUGAAAUGGUCAAAUACGAUAGCCAUCACGCCCGUCUCUUGUCACAAUGCGCUCCCGUGUUCGAUCAGUACGUCUUCGUCGUCGAGUACUACUUGAGCUCGCAGCUGGCCACACUCCGCGCUUCGUCUAAAUUGCUAUCCGUCCUCUUGAACGUGUUUAACCAACUGCUGGAAAAGGGUUUCUGUCUACCCUCGGAGCUGGACGAUUCCAAAGAAGGCGGUGCUGGAACGAAAUUCGAGGACAACGAGUCUGGCGGCCUGGGCGAUGGCGAAGGAGCGAAAGACGUUUCGGAUCAAAUCCAGGACGAAGAUCAGCUGGACUCUGCCCGUCAGCAAGGCAAGGAAGAAGAGAGCGAAGAGAAAGAUGAUAAAAACGGACCGAAAGAAGAAGAGAACGGUAUCGAGAUGAGCGAAGACUUUGACGCCGAUCUGCAGGAUCGCGAGAAGAAGGAGGAUGCCGAUGGUGACGAGGAUAGCGGCAACGAGGACGACGAGGACGAAGACAAACUGGACAAGGAAAUGGGCGAUACGGGCGAGGAUGCCGAUCAAUUGGAGGAGAAAGUGUGGGGUAGCGACGAAGAGGAAGACAAUGACGAUCAGGAUCAAGACGAAGGUCAGGGAGACGGCCAAAAAACGGAAUCGGAAAUGACUGCCAAACAGGGCGAUGAUGACGAGCAGCAGGAAGAUGGCGAGGACGACAAAGGGCCCGAGAAGAAGAAGGAUAAGCCCAAAGAUAUCGACGAUGAAGACGAUGAGAAUAUCAAUGAUGAUCAGAUCGACCCGUAUCACACGUCGCACGAACCUCCGCCGGAACCGGAACCGCUCGACGUGCCCGAUGAUCUCAAUCUUGACGGAGGCAAUCCCAAAGAUAAAGACGAGGAAGAGCUGGAUGCGGAAGAAAAUCCUUUCGACAUUGACGCCAUGAAAAACGAACAGGAAUUGGAAGAAAAGGAUGGAGAAGAUGAGGAUGCCAAGAAAGAGGACCAACCCGUUCCAGACGGGGCCGAAGAAGGUGAAGACACUGCCGAACCGAAAGAGAACGACCAAAGACCUAAAGAUGGCGACGAAGAGGAAGACGGUGGAGAAGAGAGCAAUGAAAAGGAGAUGGAAGAAUCGGCCGAAGGCGAUGAUCCGCAAAAGGCAGACGCCCCCGAUCAGGCUGUUCCGUCCAUGGAUCAGCCGUCCGAAACCGAAGCGCAGCCUGCCACGGAAGAGUCGGUGAAAGGCUCUCAGGACAAAACGGCCCGCAAAGACACGGCUGAUAAUAAGCCCGAAGAGGAUGGCGGGCAAAAUCAAGAGGCCGAUAACGAGGAUGUCGAGGGCAUCGGCAUGGCCGAGUCGCGGCAGAGUCAGGGCCACGAAGGCGAAGAGCAAUCGAAAGUCAAUCGAAAAACGGCCAAGGAUGAGGAUGAGGAGGAAAAGGGGAAAGGCAAACCGAGGAAGCCCGGACAAUCGGAUCCCAACAGAGCUCUAGCAGAUCAACGUAAAGAGCGAGUCCUUCAGGUUCACACGACUGAGAAAAAAUCGCAGCAAGAUGAAGACGAAGGUCCCGAGCAAGACGAAAACGCUGCUAACGAAGACAACCUCUUCGAACAUGUCAAGAAAGUGGACCAGCUCUAUGACGCGCUCGCCAAAGACGCUGCAACCGAAGAGCAGGCUAAAGAACAGAUGUCUGUUUUGCAGAAGAAAGAGGAGGAAGAAUUAAAAGAUGAAAUGGAUGAAGAUGUAGCGAUGAAAGAUGAAGAUAUCGACGAAGAUGAAAGUUCCAUCGAGCAGCGGGAUGCAGAGAAAGUACCCGAUUCCAAGAAAAAAGGCCGUAAACGAGGCGAAGCUCAGGGCAUGGAACAAGACGUGGAUGAAAACCUCAUACAAAUCGAAGGUGAAAUUGUUCCGACAUUGACUGCCCAACGGGGACCCGAGUCCAGUUUCAUGACUCAGCCGGAAUUAAUGGCACUUCCCGAAUCGGUCGUAUCCAUGGAAACGGUGGAAGAACUCAGGUGUGAUCUAGAACAGCGACUGGCUACAUGGUCAACAACACACAUCGAUGACUCAGAGGGUCAGGAUACUUGGCGAAAAUUGGAAAUGGUGACAUCAGGUCUAGCUCAAGAUUUGUGCGAACAGCUCCGGCUGAUCCUGGAACCGUCACAGGCUUCCAGACUGAAGGGGGACUACCGGACGGGCAAACGUCUGAAUAUGCGUAAAGUGAUCCCGUAUAUUGCUAGUCAGUUCAGAAAGGAUCGCAUCUGGUUACGGCGCACCAAACCCGCCCAAAGGAAUUAUCAAAUUGUUUUGGCUGUCGACGAUUCGUCCAGUAUGGCUGAUAAUCGUUCCAAAGAAUUGGCUUUCGAAUCGGUGGCGUUAAUCAGCAAAGCGCUCUCUUUAUUGGAGGCCGGCCAACUUGGAGUCGUGUCAUUUGGAGAAAGCGUUCAACUGCUCCACCCACUUCAUGAAACUUUUAAUGACACGAGUGGACCAAAGAUCUUGCAACAGUUCACUUUCGAGCAGAAGAAAACGAAGAUCUCUGAACUUGUGGAUUUCGUAACGGCGUUAAUGAGCCAAGCUCGCUCGACGUCUUCGGCUCAGUUGUCAUCGACGGCCCAACUUUUGUUGAUUGUAUCUGACGGUCGGGGUCUGUUUAGCGAGGGAUCCGAAUGCGUUCACCAAGCCAUCCGGCGGGCUAAACAGGCCGGUCUCUUUAUGGUAUUUGUCAUUCUCGACAAUCCGGAAGGUAAAGAUUCCAUUCUCGACAUUCGCGUGCCCGUCUUCGAUCCGUCGAAUGGCAAACUUCAGGGCAUUAAGCCCUACCUGGACAGUUUCCCCUUUCCUUUUUAUGUCAUCCUCCGAGAUAUUCAGACGCUGCCCAUCGUUUUGAGCGACGCUCUUCGUCAAUGGUUCGAAUUGGUCACGUCUUCCUCCACCAUAUAAGACAAUGGUUUGUAUUUGUUUGUUUCCCUAUUAAAUCCCAAAUAUUCUUCCCAGUUUUCUUUUUCUUUUUUUUUUUUUGUUGUUCCAAAACUUGGAAUACAACAAACUGUCGUUCAUUCUUUCCUCUUCGCACUUCUGUCGCUAGCACUGUGUAUUUGUUUAAUCAGUCGAAAGGGAUCGGUCGUCUGCGAAACAGCUGUUGCCGACAAGGCAAACAACUUUUUGUGUACCUAAUGUAGCAUUCGUGCAGGCUCACGAAUUCUUUUUUUAAAUUCUUUUUCCAAAUAUCCGCAUUACGCGUCAAUGCGGCCGCACCGGACUUUUAUCGCAUUUCGGGAGGACCCGCAUUACAUAAUUCAACAACUAUCCACGUCACGAAUUAUGCCAUUUGAACUGGAGUUAUCGAAAAUAUCAUGCCACUUGACUUGUAAAUGUAUGCGUCCUUUGAAGUUUUCCUGAGCGCCAGCUUUUUUUUUUUUAAUAUUCACGGAGCGAGAGCAUCGUAAUCGACCCUCAACUUAUUGCCGGUCAUUACCUCGUACGUGCCAGCCAGGAUUAUUUUUCGUGAUGAAAGGAAUAACGUAGAUUAUUCUGAACAAGACUACAAAAUAAAAAAUUCUUCUUCGUCAUAGAAAAGAUCGUGAGUAUACACCUUCAUGGAAGUUUUCCAGGGCACGUACGCUGUUUAAUUUUGGCUAAUGCACGACACGCCAUUUUUAGAAUAAGGAAUCUUAACUUGUUAUAGCAUGUUUUUUCUCUUUA